Tetranychus urticae (two-spotted spider mite) is the source of this 1336-nucleotide messenger RNA. The record is from RefSeq and is a predicted model, not a curated record. NCBI's taxonomy places the organism in Eukaryota, Metazoa, Arthropoda, Arachnida, Trombidiformes, Tetranychidae.
AUGAAUCGUAAUAGUCCAAUCUGCUUCUAUAGUUUCAGAGCUCAUGAGUUGAGAAAGGUGUUCAAAGUGUUGGACUCGAAAAAUGAAUGGAUGCAGUAUUCAGGGGAUCAAAAAGGAUGUAUUCAUCAGGAUAUGUACUCAUUGGGUUCAUCAUUACAAUUCAGGGCACAGAGAACAGGAUAUCGUUUCAAAAAAAGCAAUCGAUCAGAUAAACCAACAUAUUUAGACCUGAACCAUAUAUUCAAAGUAUUAAUUAAUGUUUGCCAGAAGAGUUCAAAUGGCGGCGGAUCAAUGGUGCAAGAUGCAGCCGAAGUCUCCAAUAAAAUUGUGUGUUAUCUAUUCACAUGGGCGAUCUAUCGAACACAUCCGAUGAAUUAUGAAAUUGACGAUGUUCCUGGUGAUUUAUGUACCCAUUUGGUAUACGCUUAUCUUGGUUUGGAUGAAAAAACAAAUGAAAUUAAAUUCCCAGAUAAGUACUUUGACUACAAUGAAUGUGCCUCUGAUGAUAUGACGUGCCAGAACAAAUCGAGUUCUGAAUCACAUAGUUUGAAUCGAAGAUUUGAAAAAUUUGCUGAUUUACGAGCGAAGUGGCCUAACCUUAAAAUUAUGGUCUCUGUCGGAGGUUGGCUUGAGAACGGAGCUAAAUACUCACUUAUGAUAAGUGAAAAAGAAUCAAGACAAAAGUUCAUUUCUUCUGUCAUGUCAUUUCUAAGCCAAUACAAAUUGGAUGGACUAGAUUUGGACUGGAAAUAUCCAGGAGUGCCAUGGAGAGGUGGAGAGCUAUCUGAUGUCACAAACUUUUCUCACUUGUUGAAGGUCAGUUCAUUGCUCCUUCUCACUUCGAGAUUUCAACGAAUAUUUCUUCAUUUAAUCUGUACAAGUGGAACCCCCGAUCAUGACUGAUCGUAAUUUUUUCACUGAAACACAAUAAAUUCAAUCCAUAUUUAAAGACUCAAAUUCUUGAUGAAAAACCAUCGUCAAUGAGAAAAACUAAAAACUAAAAUAAAAUCUGGUUAUACAGCUGAACAGAGUGAAAUCUUUCUGUACAGUUAAGGUACUAUAUUUUUCACUUAACUCUUUACUCGAAAGACAGUUUUACUUAUCCUUCUAAACCAACAAUAAACCAUCAACCUGAUUAACCAAAAAGUUUUUCCCCCAAAGUUAAUAGUAAAAGAUACGGAUUCUGCGUUUUUUCCCCUACCCUGUUUGAACACUAAUUUCUCAGUAACCUGAAUUCCGAUAAAGUUCGAACUAUUUUUUGCGAUUGUAGUUUAAUCAUGGCUUUCAUCCUAUGCGAAAAUUUUCUUUAGAACCCGUUUAGUUUGGCCACAAUCUU